Molecule: messenger RNA, 2793 nt
Organism: Hippoglossus stenolepis (Pacific halibut)
Lineage: Eukaryota; Metazoa; Chordata; Actinopteri; Pleuronectiformes; Pleuronectidae
Gene: bcas1
Product: brain enriched myelin associated protein 1
Exons: 15
Coding region: 316-1926 (536 amino acids)
Biological process (GO): myelination
Source: RefSeq, a predicted model, not a curated record
GAUUAGAGCAGAGCUUCGCCGUGAUCUUGUCGGAGUGUUCUCAGAUAAUAGAUUAUUGUGACCUAAUCAUGUGCUUUUACCGGUGAGCAGCACGAUGGGCUCGUCACUGGAGGAAAUCCAAUUGAUCACCUGAAAACCGUCCCACCCUUUUUAUAAAGCACACAUAAGACAGCCUGCUAACAACAGCAGGAGCGACUCUCUGACACAGUCACGGACACUUACCGCAUCUUUUUCUGCAAGAGGAUUUCACUGGACUUGACUGGCGGAGGUGUAACAAGUGUGUUUCAGUUGAAUCUGAACUGAACUGGGAUAAAAAUGGGAAACGAGCAGUCCACCCAAAAAGGGCUAACCCAGAAUGGGAAAAUUCCAGAGAAGCAUGAAAACGGAUCAGCGAACGGUGUCACUGCAAACAUCACAUCAACUGGAAUGGAGAUCGAUGUUAAUAGUGAGACCGUAUUCAACCAGAGCAACGAGCCCUUCUCCCUGAACCUCGCCACGGAAUCAACAGAGCCAGACUUUGUGGUCGUGGAAGCGGAACCCGCUGAGGCCCAAGUGGUUCCCGAAAUCAUCGAAGCCGUCGUCCAGGUCGUCGAAGCCAAGAAGAAUAAAUCAGUCUUUGGCAAAAUGUUCAAAAAGAAGCCAGAACCUCCAGCUGACGUCGUGAAGGUGGAACGAUCAGAGACGUCAAAUGAAGACGUAACGGACGGAAGUCCUGCUGCUGCUGAUCCACAGCCGGAGACAGCGACAGCCGACCUAACGCCAGAGGCCCAAUCACCACCGGAGCCAGACUGUGGUGUGACCGCAGACGCAGGACCGGAGGAGGACAACGCUCCCGAGACCGACACCAGUCAACCUGAGGAGAACCAAGAGGAGAGCGAACCCGACAACAAUCCAGUUAUGAACUUCUUCAAAACACUAGUGACUCCCACUAAAACGACCAAAAAGGAAACGGCCGCUCCAGACGCCACAAAAGAUCAGUCCCAGCAGGAGACCCACCCAGCGGCAGCCACCACUACUGCACAAGUCUCCGAGCCGCCUGCAGCACCCAAAGGAAUGUCCAUCCCACCUCCUCCUCCUCCAGAGCCACCGAAGAUGGAAAUCAGGGGAGAAGCAGCUGCCAAACCUGCGAAGCCGACACCCAAAGACGAACCCAAGGCUGCUGCCAAGCAACCCGAGCCCUCGAAAGGAAAAGCUGCCAAAUCUGCUCUGAGCAAACUCUUCCGCCCGAAGACGGCCAAAGAGACUCCACCGGCAGCAGUGCACGUAGAGCUGCAGCCAGGUGUAGAAGAACAGGUAAAACCGGGAGUCUGCUCACUCCUCUCAGCUCUGCAGGGAACACUGUGUUCAUGUACUCUGGAGACGCCUGAGGAGGAGGCAGAGGCAGUUGUAGAGGUCCAGAGUGAAAAUAAGGUGGAAGAUCAGGAGACAGCAGAGGAGGUGGAACAGCCAGUUGUAGAGGAGCAGGUGGUAGAUGGAGAACCAGAGUCAGUGGAAGAAGUUGAGAAAGUGGAUCCCUCAAAAACCGGCACCCUGGAGGCCGCUGCGAAGCCAGAGCCGCCGCCGCCUGUUCAGGAAGAGAAGAAGAAAACAGCCUCGAAAUCACCUUUCCUCUCUUUCUUCAAACCCAAAGAUGAACCCAAGAAGGCCACCCCCGCCCCGGCUGCCGCGGCAGCAGAGGCCGCUCAGACGGUCAAAGCCAAGGAGGAGCCCAAAGCAGCGGCCAAGUCCGUGGAGGUGGUCGUAGAUAACAAACAAGCUUCUGUGCAGGCGGCAGACGAUGCAGCCAACGUCCCCAAGAAACUGGAGAAGAGGAACUCCAUCGGCCUGUUCUUCAAAGGCUUCGGUCUGAAGCGUCACUCUACAGAUGCCGGAGUCCAGGCAGAGCCGGCCGUUGCUGCAGCAGCAGCAGCAGAAAAGGCCAAAUGAACCAACAAUGAAGUUUCCUUGUACAGUUUCUCUCACUCCAUCUCCAUCUCUCUCUCUUCCUCUCUCUCUCUCUUUCUCAUCCCCCCCCCCUUCAGGCUCUUUAUUUACUUUAACGACACUUUUUGUUACGGUUUGGAACGUGGCAGCGGGAAAGGGAAGCUUAGAGGAUAAGAGGAUAAAUGGAUAAAAGCAAGUGAACAGUUGGAACUAGUGGCAAGUUGAACAUGUAUGUGUAUAUAUAUAUAUAUAUUAGGUCAUAUAAAAUGUCUUGACAAGUAUCGCAGGGGGAGUGUGAAACCUUUUCUACAGACAUUUAAUGUGACUUCGCUCCGAUUCCUGCAACUUAAGGCGCCGGGAUUUUACGAAAACACAAAACCACGCUUCGCUUUUACCGAUUAAUUUUGUCUGAAACAUUUAAAAUAAAACAUAUUGUCAUUUAGCUUUAUAGCAGAAAAAUAAUCAUACAUGGAAGAGUUAAUGUGAUGUAAUAGCUUUGUAUAACAAACUGCACUUAUAGACUUUAUUAAUCCACGACAGCUACAUGUAAACUGAAGCACAUGCAGAAUCAUAAGGGGAAACCACAAUCUUUAGUGUGUCUGCAGGAAGCUGAUUUUUUAAGUAUUCGUGUGAACAAAUGCAGCCGAGGUGGCAGAACGGUGUCGUUGCGAAAUGUGUGUUGUUGUCGUGCCUAAAGAAGUCGUCGUCGUCAUAAAUCACAGACAAGUAGCUUUUAAUUUGUUAGCAGCACUUUGUGUCGUGUCAUUAAACUGAAGUCUCACUGUGUGAUAUGUGCUCUCGUUUGCCUUCGUGUGUGCGUGUAUGUGUAACUUCAGUUUUCUCGAAGACAAUAAAAUAUGUAUGUAAGCA